Molecule: messenger RNA, 1350 nt
Organism: Myxocyprinus asiaticus (Chinese sucker)
Lineage: Eukaryota; Metazoa; Chordata; Actinopteri; Cypriniformes; Catostomidae
Gene: nup43
Product: nucleoporin 43
Exons: 8
Coding region: 122-1240 (372 amino acids)
Cellular component (GO): nuclear pore outer ring
Molecular function (GO): protein binding
Source: RefSeq, a predicted model, not a curated record
GAAUGGUUUUGUGAGAAGGGCUUUGGCAUAGCUAUCUGUGGCACCAUAGAGCAGCGGGGCAUGUGAAGAAUACUAAACUCGAACAACAACACAGUACACAACACGACAACUGUGAGACUCAAUGGAGAGUAUCAAUGCCAAAUACAUAUCACAGAAAAUCAGUAAGACGCGCUGGAUGCCCGUUUCUGCGGCUUCAUUACAACAACCUGAAGUGUUCGCGACAGGAUCAUGGGACAACGAGAAUAACAGAGUGUCAGUGUGGUCGGUGGAGGAUCAUGGAGUGUCACAGAUGGAUGGAGAGUUUGAUGAAGAUCCUCAGUUACUGUGUGAGUUUCAGCACGUUGGGGAUGUCAUGGAUCUACAGUUUCUAGAUCAAGGCAGGCUUGUUUCUGCAUCAUCAAGUGGGGCUGUGACCAUCUAUAAACUUCAGUCUGACUGUCAGGCUUUGUCAAUAGCUCAUGUGUGGGAGAGAGCUCAUAAGUAUUCCUGUGAUAAUGCACCUUGCACAGCAGUAGUGUGCAGAAGUCCUGAAAUAGUGUCCGUGGGGGAGGACGGUCGAAUUAUUCUUUACAAGGCAGAUCAGACUGAAGUUAUCAGAGUUAUUGAGAAUGCAGACAGCAGUACGAUUCAUGGCGUGACAUUUGUGAGGGCGACUGAAGUUCUCACUGUAAACUCCAUCGGCCAGCUGAAGAUGUGGGACUUCAGGCAGCAGAGUGACAGUCCUGCACAAAUUCUCUCUCUCACUGGAGAUCGAGUGCCCUUACACUGUGUGGAUAAACACCCAAACCAGCAGCACAUCGUGGCCACAGGAGGGCAGGAUGGGAUGCUGUGUAUCUGGGAUGUGAGACAGGGCAACAUGCCCUUCUCUCUAAUAGAGGCCCAUUCUGCAGAAAUGUGGGAAGUACACUUUCAUCCUUCAAACCCCAAUCACUUGUUCACUUGCUCGGAGGAUGGAUCUCUGCUACACUGGGAGACGACUUCAGGAUCAGACAUGAGCUCACUCCUACAGAGGGGCUGGAACAGCAGAGUCAUCUCGCAUAGUGCCGUAUCACAGCCGGGGGAGAACGAGUCUGUGGUCAGCGCCUGGCUGACUGGAGACUCAAGCAAAAGUCGUCUGGAAGCGACUCACAUGCUGCCCGGACAAACACUGUCUGUUAAUAGUCUUGAUGUGCUUGAGCAGUGCUUAGUAUGUGGCACUGAUGGGGAGGCAGUGUACAUCCAUAGACAGGUCCCUGUGUGAUAUAUGAAAGAAAUGCUUGUAAUAUUUUUUAUAUAUAUACUACAUUUAUUUGUUCAGUUGAUUAAAACUAAACAUGAAUGAUUUAGUCAUUAAAAUGGCAAUGUUUGCAA